UGGCUGCAGUAGGAGGAGACCAGGAUAUUCCUGAAUGAACAGCUCAGUCCCCCUGCCACUUGUCAGUGUCACUUCAGGCUGCAGCCAGUUUCUAUAGCGACGGCACUGAUCCAGGGCUCCAGAGUAGUAACAAAGCCAGUUCCCUGCUCUCAGACACUCGCUGCUGCUGAGGCUGAGGGAGGAGGAGGGCACCGUCUGUUGAAGAAACCCUGCCUGCAGCACUCAAAACAGAAACUCUGAGUUGUCAUCCUACAUGGAUACAUGGCACAGAGUGAAGAACACAUGGUACAAAGCCAUUGACAGAAGCUGAAAAUGAAUGAAGAUCACUGGUACUUGUACUUCUGACAUUUUCCUCUCUUUUUUUCCCUGACUGAUAUGGGUGAUGUGGUAGUCAGAAAGGAGCCUUAACAGCAUCCUUACUGAAGCAUUUGUUUUUGACUCCCAUCAUCACAAGUCUACAAACCAUUAGAAGAAAUGACCAGUCAACUCCCAGAAGAUCCUGCUGAGCCCCAGGGCUUAGAUGAGCUGGAGUGCAAGAUCUGUUACAACCGCUAUAACCUGAAACAGAGGAAACCCAAAGUGCUGGAGUGUUGUCACAGAGUAUGUGCCAAAUGCGUUUGCAAGAUCAUAGACUUUGGGGAUUCUCCUCAGGGAGUCAUAGUGUGCCCAUUCUGUAGGUUUGAGACAUGCCUACCUGAUGAUGAGGUUAAUAGUCUUCCUGAUGACAACAACAUCCUUGUGAAUUUGGCCUGUGGGGGAAAGGGGAAGAAGUGCCUACCAGAUAAUCCUACAGAACUGUUGCUAACUCCCAAAAGGUUGGCGUCUCUUGUUAGCCCUUCCCAUGCUUCCUCCAACUGCCUUGUUAUAACCAUCAUGGAAGUGCAGAGAGAGAGCCCCCAGAUCCUGAACUCCACCCCGGUGGUGGAAUUCUACAGACCCACAAGUUUUGACUCUGUUGCUACUGUACCCCAUAACUGGACAGUGUGGAACUGUACAUCCUUGCUCUUCCAGACCUCAAUUCGAGUGCUAGUUUGGUUGCUAGGUUUGCUAUACUUCAGUUCCUUGCCUUUAGGGAUCUACUUACUGGUAUCUAAGAAAGUCACCCUGGGGGUCGUCUUCGUCAGCCUUGUUCCUUCGAGCCUUGUUAUUCUCAUGGUUUAUGGCUUUUGCCAGUGUGUAUGCCAUGAAUUUCUGGACUGCAUGUCUUCUUGAUAACAAAUACAGUGAAAUAAGAAAUAAGACACUGCCAUGUUUCUGGCAUAAUUACUUCUCUCUAUUUUUAUUUAUUUUUAUUAUUAUUCAUCACACUAAACAGAAGCAGUGGCCACAGUUUUAUGGUCCAUGUAUUUAGUUUGUAAAUUUUGCUUUGAUAUUCAUUGUGCUUUGUUCUCCUUGUUCAUUAUACUAACCAAUAGAAAUACAAUUUAUAUGUCAAUUUUUAAAGGUUAAGCUAUAGGGGGGAAAGCAAAAUUGCCUGACCUGAUGCUGCUGCCCUUAUUCAGAUAAGUAGCACUUAUUUUCAACUGGGUUGGUCACAUGAGUCAGAGCAGCAGGAUCAGGAUCUGGGAAGACAUUGGAAGACUAUUAGGCAUAUUAGGCAAAGCCCAUAUUAUGUUCUGUUCUGUCACAUGUGUUUUAUCUGACAGUCUCUUGUUGUUUAUCAUAAGAACCAGACAAGAUACUGUAAGUUCCACCAGUCUAUAGCAGAAAACUUUGUGGGAGAUAAUUGGCUGCUGCCUUCCAUUUCUCCACUUAAAAGACAGUAGCAUCCUGGAGCGAGGAGAGGAAGGUAUCUUCUUGUCUUAGUAGAAAAAUUUCUUCUGUAUGUUCCUCCACCCCGCCUCAAACUCCCACCAUGUAUGCACUUCUCCUUGUGUUUGCAGCUCCCCUUGAGACUCCAGCCUAAGACACGCCCUCAUGAGCAGCUUGCUGAGAUGUUCACACCUUACUGAGAGGCGCAACCCCUUUGGACUUCCCUUCAUCGAUUCCAAGUUCUCCUGUGAACUGCUCUAACCAUGCUCCAUUAAUCCUUCGCCCACAGGUGGAAUGUGCAUUUCCACCUCUAAAACAUUUUAAGCCCAUGAGUCUCCCCAGUAAGACACCUGAUAAACAUUAUGGAUUCUCAGCUUCUGAUAGAUACACAAGAGAACCCCUCUUAAUUUCUUUAGCUACAAGACAGACCUUCUUUCUCUUCCAUUGAGAGACCUGCCAUCUAAUUUAUAAAUGAUUCAAAUGCAAGAACAAGGAUUGAUAUGUGUAUCUGCUUUCUGGUUCCCAAACUCACAGUAUGAAUACUGUCAGGGUAUGUCUACACUACAAAGUUAGUUCGAACUAACUUAGUUCGAAUUA
This is a messenger RNA of Pelodiscus sinensis (Chinese soft-shelled turtle), 2349 nucleotides long. RefSeq names its product ring finger protein 182 (gene RNF182). Gene Ontology annotation, molecular function: ubiquitin-protein transferase activity. The record is from RefSeq and is a predicted model, not a curated record. Gene Ontology annotation, cellular component: cytoplasm. Gene Ontology annotation, biological process: protein ubiquitination. Lineage: Eukaryota; Metazoa; Chordata; Testudines; Trionychidae.